Molecule: messenger RNA, 1578 nt
Organism: Spinacia oleracea (spinach)
Lineage: Eukaryota; Viridiplantae; Streptophyta; Magnoliopsida; Caryophyllales; Amaranthaceae
Exons: 2
Coding region: 1-1578 (525 amino acids)
Source: RefSeq, a predicted model, not a curated record
AUGGACCGUAGUUGGAUGUAUGGUAGACGUGACACAAAGGAUUUCAUGCAUGGGGUUUCGGAGUUCUGUAUGAGUGCUUUACAACAUCAAGCUAGUACGGGGUUCAAAGAGUUUAAUUUUCCUUGUGCCGAUUGUGAGAAUGUGAACACGGUCAAUAGUGUUUUGUUUAUUAGAGAUCAUGUAUUUGUGCGUGGGUUUAGACCUAAUUACCAUGUAUGGGUUUAUCAUGGUGAGAGUGGAGUGUGCGUAGAUAAUUCUAGUAAGAAUGUUGUGCAUGAACAAGAAGAAGCUAUCUAUGCGGAAGAGGAAGCCGAUUGUUUUGAGGAUGACGAUGAUGUUGAAAAUAAUAUUGAUGAUGAUAUUGAUCGUGUGGAGGACAUGUUUCACGAGGUCGGUGAUGAGGUUCGCGAUCGUGUUUUUGAGUGCUUGUCUAAGGCAGCUGAAAGACCACUGUAUCCUGGUUGUACAAAGUAUAGCAGGAUUUCCGCUGUUUGCACACUCUACAAUAUCAAGACAAGCGGAGGCUGGACUGACAUUAGUUUCACUGAGUUGUUGGUGGCUCUAAGUGAUAUGUUAUCGGCUGGAAAUAAACUUCCCAGGUCGAACUAUUAUGCCAAGAAGCUCAUGUGUCCCUUUGGUUUAGAGUACAAGAAGAUACAUGCUUGUCCAAAUGAUUUUCUGCUAUAUCAUAAGCAAUAUGAGAAUUUGGAUAAGUGUCCACGUUGCGGAGUGUCGCGUUACAAACGCAAAGGGGUAAGCGAGGAUAAGAAUGUGUACCCAGCUAAGGUGUUAUGGAAGAAAGAUGGUUUGCUUAGACAUCCUGCUAAUUCUCCCCAGUGGAAGACUAUUGACAAGCUUCAUGACACUUUUGGUAAGGAACCUCGGAAUUUGAGGCUUGGGUUAUGUACGGAUGGGAUGAAUCCAUUUGGCACUCUUAGCUCCCAACAUAGUACAUGGCCAGUACUUUUAGUCAUAUAUAAUUUACCUCCUUGGUUGUGUAUGAAACGCAAGUACAUCAUGUUAUCGCUUCUCAUAUCGGGGCCUAAACAACUGGGAAAUGACAUAGAUGUCUAUCUUGAACCUCUCAUUGAUGAUUUUAGAAAGAUGUGGGAUGAAGGGGUUUCCGUAUUUGAUGCACAUGCAAAUGAGACGUUUAGAUUGCGUGCAAUUCUUUUCUGCACCAUCAAUGACUUCCCUGCUUAUGGUAACUUAUUCGGGUACAAGAACAAAGGAAUAAAAGCAUGCCCGACUUGUGAAGAUGAUACACAAUCCAAAUAUAUUUCUGGAGGUCACAAAUAUGUGUUCUUGCGAAUGCAAAGGCUUCUUAGACGUGAUCAUCCCUAUCGUAAGAUGAAGACAGCAUUCAAUGGGGAUGUUGAGAUGGAUGUCGCUCAUAGAGCGUUGACUAGUAAGGAAGUUUAUGAGCGGGUCAUUGGUGUUGAAACGGUCUUCGAAAAGUCAGUGAAGGACAAAACGGAUUAUGAAAAAAAGAGUCCGCGUUCUGGAAACUUCCAUAUUGGAAAGAUCUACCUCUUAGGCAUUGUCUUGACGUCAUGCAUAUCGAGAAAAAUGUUGUGA